CCCCCAGCCCGGGUAAUGCCUCCCCCACACCCACCCUGCUGGGUGUCUCUGGUCUCCAGGUGGUGGGCCAGGGCACUCAGCCUGGUCCAGACUAGUCCUGGGACACGGUGGCUGCACUUGUGCCCUCAGAAGCCAGUGCUCACGCCUCCUGCGCCUCCACCACCCAUCCAAGGAUAUGCCUUCAAGCCUCCGCCCAGACCCGACUUCGGGACCUCCGGGAGAACAAUCAAGUUACAGGCCAACUUCUUUGAAAUGGACAUUCCAAAAAUUGACAUUUAUCAUUAUGAAUUGGAUAUCAAGCCAGAGAAAUGCCCAAGGAGAGUUAACAGGGAAAUAGUGGAACAUAUGGUCCAGCACUUUAAAACACAGAUCUUUGGGGAUCGGAAACCAGUGUUUGAUGGAAGAAAGAAUCUCUACACGGCGAUGCCCCUUCCGAUUGGGAGGGAUAAGGCAAGUCCACAAGGCUGCAUUUGGGUCGGUGUGCGGUGGUACACCCCCGUGGGCCGCUCCUUUUUCACCGCGUCUGAGGGCUGCUCUAACCCUCUUGGUGGGGGCCGAGAAGUGUGGUUUGGCUUCCAUCAGUCUGUCCGACCUUCUCUUUGGAAAAUGAUGCUAAAUAUUGACGUCUCAGCAACAGCGUUUUAUAAGGCACAGCCAGUAAUUGAAUUUGUUUGUGAAGUUUUGGAUUUUAAAAGUAUUGAAGAACAACAAAAACCUCUGACAGAUUCCCAAAGGGUAAAGUUUACCAAAGAAAUCAAAGGUCUAAAGGUGGAGAUCACGCACUGCGGGCAGAUGAAGAGAAAGUACCGCGUCUGCAACGUGACCCGGCGGCCCGCCAGCCACCAGACGUUCCCACUGCAGCAAGAGAGCGGGCAGACGGUGGAGUGCACAGUGGCCCAGUACUUCAAGGACAGGCACAAGCUGGUUCUGCGCUACCCCCACCUCCCAUGUUUACAAGUUGGACAGGAGCAGAAACACACCUACCUUCCCCUGGAGGUCUGUAACAUAGUGGCAGGACAGAGAUGCAUAAAGAAGUUAACCGACAAUCAGACCUCAACCAUGAUCCGAGCAACUGCCAGGUCCGCACCCGAUCGGCAGGAAGAGAUCAGCAAGCUGAUGCGAAGUGCAAGUUUCAAUACAGAUCCGUAUGUUCGUGAAUUUGGAAUCAUGGUCAAAGACGAGAUGACAGAUGUGACUGGGCGGGUCCUGCAGCCACCCUCCAUCCUCUACGGGGGCAGGAAUAAAGCGAUCGCCACCCCUGUCCAGGGCGUCUGGGACAUGAGGAACAAGCAGUUCCACACGGGCAUCGAGAUCAAGGUGUGGGCCAUCGCAUGCUUCGCCCCCCAGCGCCAGUGCACCGAAGUCCACCUCAAGUCCUUCACGGAGCAGCUCAGAAAGAUCUCGAGAGAUGCUGGGAUGCCGAUCCAGGGCCAGCCGUGCUUCUGUAAAUAUGCGCAGGGGGCGGACAGCGUGGAGCCCAUGUUCAGGCACCUGAAGAACACGUACGCCGGUCUUCAGCUCGUGGUGGUCAUCCUGCCUGGCAAAACCCCGGUGUAUGCCGAGGUGAAGCGCGUGGGAGACACGGUGCUGGGGAUGGCCACACAGUGCGUGCAGAUGAAGAACGUUCAGAGGACCACACCGCAGACCCUGUCCAACCUCUGCUUGAAGAUCAAUGUCAAACUGGGAGGUGUGAACAACAUCCUGCUGCCCCAGGGGAGGCCUCCUGUGUUCCAGCAGCCGGUGAUCUUCCUGGGGGCGGACGUCACCCACCCCCCUGCCGGGGACGGGAAGAAGCCUUCCAUCGCUGCAGUCGUGGGCAGCAUGGACGCCCACCCCAAUCGCUACUGCGCCACCGUGCGGGUCCAGCAACACCGGCAGGAGAUCAUUCAGGACCUGGCCACCAUGGUCCGCGAGCUCCUCAUCCAGUUCUACAAGUCCACGCGCUUCAAGCCCACCCGCAUCAUCUUCUACCGUGACGGCGUCUCGGAGGGGCAGUUCCAGCAGGUUCUGCACCAUGAGUUGCUGGCCAUCCGCGAGGCAUGUAUCAAGCUAGAAAAAGACUACCAGCCAGGGAUCACCUUCAUAGUGGUUCAGAAGAGGCACCACACGCGGCUCUUCUGCACCGACAAGAAUGAGCGGGUUGGGAAAAGUGGAAACAUUCCAGCAGGCACCACCGUGGACACGAAAAUCACCCACCCAACUGAGUUUGACUUCUACCUGUGUAGUCACGCUGGCAUCCAGGGGACAAGCAGGCCUUCCCACUAUCACGUGCUUUGGGAUGACAAUCGUUUCUCUUCCGAUGAGCUGCAGAUCCUCACCUACCAGCUGUGUCACACCUAUGUGCGUUGCACACGCUCCGUGUCCAUCCCAGCACCAGCAUACUAUGCUCACCUGGUGGCCUUCCGGGCCAGGUACCACCUGGUGGAUAAAGAACACGAUAGUGCUGAAGGAAGCCAUACCUCCGGGCAGAGUAAUGGGCGAGACCAUCAGGCACUGGCAAAGGCGGUCCAGGUUCAUCAGGACACGCUGCGCACCAUGUACUUUGCUUGACAUGUUUCAGUGUUUACGAUCGUGUACCAAGUUGGAUUCACAUGAGACCAGCUACACUCAGACCAACAGUUGCCCAGCCCUCCCGUGACAGCCAGCAUUGAACACGAGAUGUCAUUGAUUCUAGCAGAUUCUCCAUUUUCCAGAAUGCCUUCCGUCCCAGAUUUCAAACUUGGAUUUUGAGCUGCAGACCUGUAUGAGACCCCACUGUCGUAGGAAAUAUGGUUUGCCAAAAUCUAUAAGCUGCUUAUUAAAAUAGAGUCCCCUGUUUCCUAAAAAUCUCCUAAAACCAGUCUAUGAACUCAGGGCUUUAAAACAUUUUUAAUUUA
Manis javanica (Malayan pangolin) is the source of this 2876-nucleotide messenger RNA. Lineage: Eukaryota; Metazoa; Chordata; Mammalia; Pholidota; Manidae. The record is from RefSeq and is a predicted model, not a curated record.